AUGGCAAAAACACUAGCCCAGGGAAGAAAACCGGGAUCGGGGCGUAAACCGGGAAAGGGCAAAACCUUGGCUCAGGGCAGGAAACCUGGGUCAGGACGUAAACCGGGAAGCAAAGGGCACGUGAGCAAGAACGACCCUAUACGAGACUUGAAUGCGGUUCUGCAGGCUCAGAUCCACAGCGAGGCCGGUCAAAAUGCAGUGGCCAGUGCCACCGCUGCCGCUGCCGCUGCAGCGGCAGCAGAUCAGGCAACUGGCUCUCCAAUACCCUUGGACGGCGGUGCAGGACCAGGAUCCAGUUCAGGGUCCGCCACGAGCUUAGGGUCUUCUUCAUUUGCAGGGGCACCGGCUAAUCACAUUCAAAAACGCAAUCAAGUCAACACUGGUCUGUCUCUUCCUUCAAACUCAAACAGUGACCCUUUACGAUCACGGGACUCGAGGUCUUCAACUGUAUACCCAUCAUUACGUCUUUCCCCCGGCCACCCCAUGCAUAUGACCACCAGUCUGUCCAUUUCGCAAUCAAUAGUUGCAAACAGCAUGAACGUUGGUAGUCAGCCCAGCCACAUGAAUCACAGCAGCGCAGGCCGAGUGAACGCAAUUACUGGCCAGUCUGGGCGAAUCCCGGGGAUUGAUAUUUUUGAUCGGACAAAUACACCUUCGACCGUUCCAGGCACUGCUGCAUCUACAUUUCUUCCUCUACAACCGUGGGUUAACUCCUCUGCUGCUUCUUCGCUGCUGCCCGGUUUCCCACCUUUUCUCCCCGCCAACGUAUCCCAACAAUCAUCGCGACCCAGUAACUCCAGCUCACACUCUCCAAAGUUGUUUCAAGAUCGUUUUGGCUUACCUGGAGACCCGGACUCCAUCACAUCGUUCGCAUCUCAUUCGCAACAACCGUGA
Lachancea meyersii CBS 8951 is the source of this 894-nucleotide messenger RNA. Lineage: Eukaryota; Fungi; Ascomycota; Saccharomycetes; Saccharomycetales; Saccharomycetaceae. The record is from the annotation of a GenBank genome assembly.